Phycomyces blakesleeanus NRRL 1555(-) is the source of this 1914-nucleotide messenger RNA. RefSeq lists its product as hypothetical. The transcript has 6 exons. Bases 98 to 1855 code for a protein of 585 amino acids. Gene Ontology annotation, molecular function: phosphatidylinositol binding; metal ion binding; ubiquitin binding. NCBI's taxonomy places the organism in Eukaryota, Fungi, Mucoromycota, Mucoromycetes, Mucorales, Phycomycetaceae. The record is from RefSeq and is a predicted model, not a curated record.
AUACUUUCUUUUUCUUCUCUUUUCUUUUUCUAUUCUUAAGAGAGAGAGAAAACACAAAAACAAACAAAGCGAAUAACUUUAUUUAUAUUUACCUAAAAUGGUUUCUUUAUGGUGGGGCCAAAGUGCUCUUGAUGAGAUGAUUGAGAAAGCAACUUCGGAGUUGUUACCUGUAGGCCAAGAAGACCUUGGCUUCCAUCUCGAAAUUAGUGAUCAAUUGCGCAGUAAACGGGUCAAUGCUAAAGAUUGUAUGCAUGCUCUCAAAAGACGAUUGGGUCACAAGAAUCCUAAUGUUCAACUUGCAACUUUAUCUUUAACUGACACAUGCGUAAAAAAUGGAGGUGACCAGUUUGUGAGAGAGGUUGCCAGUAUGGAGUUUAUGGAUGAAAUGGUCAAGCUAGUGGCCCAUUCUUCAACCCAGAACCCAGAUGUUACCGAAAAGGCGCUGUCUAUCAUUCAAACCUGGGGCCUUGCAGCCCGGGGAAACCCUUCGCUGAGUUACAUGGCAGAUACCUACAACCUCCUCAAGGCAAAAGGUUACAAAUUCCCUGCUAUUAAUGAAGCUAUCAAUUCCUCACUUCUUGAAACAGCCGCGGCACCUGAGUGGACAGACUCUGAUGUCUGUGAGCGAUGCAGAACUCCAUUUACUCUUACUAACCGAAAGCAUCAUUGCCGCCAGUGCGGUCAUACAUUCUGCAACCAAUGUUCUUCAAAGACUAUGCCACUUUUGCACUUAGCAAUUGAGGAAGAAGUGCGUGUAUGCGAUGGUUGCUACAUCAAACUCAAAUUAGCCAAGGUUUCCAAGAAAGAUGUCGCCUGGGCCAAUAAUAAUACUUCUAUAAUUUCUUCACCUUCUCCUGUUGCUGCUGCUGCUGUUGCUGCUGUUCCUUCUAACAGCCAGAAUCAUGCAAAUGGAACACCUUCUGGAGAAGAUGAUCUGGAUGAAGACAUGAAACGAGCAAUCGAAUUAUCGCUUAAGGAAGAAGAACAGCGUAAGAACGGCUACGGUGCAGGAUAUGUAGCUACACAAAAGCCCUCGGCUGAACCAGCUCAGCGCGAACAGCAACGGCAGUCAAAUGAUCAGAAUGAAGAGGAGGAAGAUCCAGAGUUGGCGGCUGCGAUUGCUGCGUCUUUACGAGAACUCCAGCUUUCAGCUCCUCCUCCGACACAGCCUGGAUAUCAACCAUCAUCUCGAGAAAUCAAUAGCAAUGAUCUGACACCAGUAGAGAUGGAAAACGUGCAGCUUUUCUCUACAUUGAUGGAACGUGUGCAUGCGUCUGGCGGUGAUGUAUCAAAUGAUCCUCAGGUCAACCGACUAUAUGAGCAGAUUGGUGCUCUCCAACCCAAGUUGAUCAAAAGUCUUGACGAGACCAUACACAAACACCGCACCUUUGUAUCCAUGCAUGAAAAACUCGCCAUGGCUGUCAAGUCAUACGAUAGGUUGUUGGAGGAACGAGUAUCUGGCGCCAAUGCCCGUUCAGAAAUGAACCAAGCAUCUGCAUAUUCUUAUUACCCUCCUAUGCAAUCCAAUGGGUCAUAUUCUUCUGACCCCAAUGGAUACCCUGCUCAGCAACAGCAACAGCAACAGCAACAAAGAGGCUAUUAUCCUUAUCCUGAAACAACACAGCCAGCAACUUCAGCUCCUGAAGCCACUCAAUAUUACCCCUCAGAACCUUAUUACCAGACACAACAACCUUCUCAAAGCUUCCCACAGCAACCUUACUAUGAAGCUCAAAACUACCCUCAACAACAUCCUCAGCAACAUCCUCAGCAAUCCUACCCUCCUUACGAACAAGCAAGCCAACAUCUACAGCAGCCUAAACAACCUGUAGAAGAAGCACCUCUUAUCGAUCUAUAAUUCUAUAUAUUUUUUUGCUUGUUACUCAUAUAUAUAUUUAAUUUUUUCUUUUUUUUUUU